AUGACGGCCAACCCGUCCAUCGCCGCCGCGCGAGCUGCUGUCAUCGAUCCGAGCCCUAUACCUCAAUCACGAGAAAUUGGAGACGCAUUUCCUCAACAAGCACGGAAUGGAGCCAAGCUAGCCUCCUCACCACCACCUGUCGCAAAGUCAUGGGCCCACUUUGUUGCUGGAGGUCUGGGUGGAAUGACAGCUGCUACUUUGACCUGCCCGCUUGAUGUCCUCAAAACCCGCUUACAAUCCGACUUCUACCAAUCACAACUUACCGCCGCCCGCGCCGCGCGAGGCGUACCGCCUUUGUCGCAACUCUCCUACUCCCGAACUGCAGCCCUCCACAUUCGAGAAACCUUCCAGAUCUUGACCGCUAUACCUCGCACUGAAGGCUACCGUGCUCUGUUCAAGGGUCUUGGACCCAAUCUCAUCGGCGUUGUGCCAGCACGAGCCAUCAACUUCUUCGCAUACGGAAACGGAAAGAGAAUCCUGUCGCAAAACUUCAACGAUGGCAAGGAAGCAUCUUGGGUACAUCUGCUAGCCGCCGCUGGAUCAGGCAUGCUCACCGGAACCGCCACGAACCCUAUCUGGCUUGUGAAGACGCGACUGCAACUGGACAAAUCAAGAGCAGAGAAAUCCGGUAGUGGCUUGGACGGAAGAAAAUACAAGAACGCCCUGGACUGCACAAUGCAAACCGUACGCUCAGAAGGCAUCCGUGGACUAUACAGAGGAUUGAGCGCAAGCUACCUGGGCGUAACAGAAAGCACAUUACAAUGGGUCCUCUACGAAAAAAUGAAGAGUUACAUCGCCGUACGAGAAGAGCGCAUAGCCCUCACCGGCCGCCAACGCACUUCUUGGGACGAAGCAAUCUCUUGGUCCCUCAAACUUUCAGCCGCCGGAAGUGCCAAGUUUGUCGCCGCACUCAUCACAUAUCCUCACGAGGUCGUUCGCACACGACUGAGGCAAGCACCUGUCACCACUUCGAUAGAUGGCGUACCACAACUCAAAUACACUGGCUUGGCCCAGUGCUUCAAGCUGGUCUGGAAGGAGGAGGGUAUGGCUGCUCUGUAUGGCGGUCUUGUGCCGCAUAUGCUCAGAGUCGUGCCCAGCGCUGCCAUCAUGUUUGGCAUGUACGAGGCUGUUCUGCGUUUCCUCGGAACCGACUCAGGUGUAUAA
Aureobasidium namibiae CBS 147.97 is the source of this 1164-nucleotide messenger RNA. Its product is annotated as mitochondrial carrier protein-like protein rim2. The transcript is spliced from 2 exons. Gene Ontology annotation, biological process: pyrimidine nucleotide import into mitochondrion. The record is from RefSeq and is a predicted model, not a curated record. Lineage: Eukaryota; Fungi; Ascomycota; Dothideomycetes; Dothideales; Saccotheciaceae. Gene Ontology annotation, cellular component: mitochondrion. Bases 1 to 1164 code for a protein of 387 amino acids. Gene Ontology annotation, molecular function: pyrimidine nucleotide transmembrane transporter activity.